Trichogramma pretiosum is the source of this 1363-nucleotide messenger RNA. RefSeq lists its product as uncharacterized. The transcript has 4 exons. The record is from RefSeq and is a predicted model, not a curated record. NCBI's taxonomy places the organism in Eukaryota, Metazoa, Arthropoda, Insecta, Hymenoptera, Trichogrammatidae. Bases 1 to 750 code for a protein of 249 amino acids. Gene Ontology annotation, molecular function: N-acetyltransferase activity.
AUGGGGGACCAGGAUCAGUUAGCAAUACAAUUAGCACAAAAAAUAGUAGCUCCUAUUUUAUGGAGCACCCAACAAGAUUUCUUCAUUCAAGAUUAUCAUAAAGACUACUAUGACGAAGUAGUGAACCUUAUAAAGCAUCAUUACUUUCGAAAUGAACCGAUGUGCAGAUCCAAGCGACUUUUGCAAGAUCCUGUAUCGGUAAACGGUUACUUAGAAUUAAUUAAUUUCUGGUUAAAAGACGAAACGAGUAUCAUAGCCUUGAGCGCUAAGUCUCAUCGCGUCGUUGGAGUUGCAAUAACGAAACCAAACUAUCUAGCAGAACGAUCUGAUAUUUAUAGUCGUGAGCAGCUGUACGAAGGAGAGGCACUUGCAGCAAUUAAUCAUUUAAAAUGCGGGGUGAUAAAACAAUCAAAUUUUUUCCACUCCAAGGGUAUCAGUGAAUUUCUUCGAAUUUAUCUUUUAUGCGUGCACCCGUCUUACAAGGCAAAAGGCGUAGGUGUUGAGUUACUGGAAACUUGCAAAGAGCUUGCUCUAUUCUUAAAUUUUCCAUUUAUCAGUGGUAUUUUAACAUCCCAUGAGCAUCGAAUGUAUGCAGAUAAUGCAGGUUACAAACUGCAUUCCGAAAUACCAUACAAAAACUGGAUGAUCGAUAAUCAAAUUGUAUUUGACGAUCCUGGCAUCGGUAACUACUCUGCUGCUUUUAUGAUAAAAAGUACUUCAAAUGAUAAGCCCAACAUGAAGAAUUUUUAACAAAACUAUUUGAGAAAAAAUCAUGGAGAGUUUUUAGUUCAUACGCACAUGAAAAUUGGUUUACACCCCAAGAACGACUUUUGUAAAUACCUAACAAUUUUUUAUUGUCGAAAACUGAAAUAUAGUGAGCGUAGAAUUUUUCAAUUUUAAAAAUCUAGAAUGAGAACUUUUUUCAAUAAAAAACUCGCGUUAGUAAAAGUGAUGAUAGUUUUGUAUAGUUACAUUACAAUUACACUGUAUUUGGAGUAAAAACCAAGUUUUUUUGUGUGUACUUGUAUGAUAAUCUAUAAACGGCCCGGGGAUGCGAUUUUGACAUACAUCUUUGAGCUAUUACCAUGUCUCUAUAAAAGCUAAAAAAUGAUGAAAAUGACUAUAUCUUAUUUUUAUGAGAGUGCUCUUACGAAUGGUAGUUGUAGUAAAUUUUUUCAUAGUACUGUAUGCAACAGGCGUGGAUAGGGCUUUUUACAAAACGAAGGGUUACAGAAAAAACAUAAUUACACAAGUUCCACACUAUAUUUUAUCGCACAAGAGCCUAAAUUAGUGAUUAAGAGGCAAUUUUAAGGUAAAAAUGUUAUAUAAAUUAAAAAAUUACCAACAAAAAUUUCAAAUUCAC